AUGGUCGGCGCAGAACUAGUAGCGGCGUCGACACAGUUCGCAAGAAACAUUGCAUUCGACUCGCCGUCGAUAAACCACCCGUUUCUCGCAAUCCCCAGACGAGGGCCUCUAGACAAGCGCACAGUGUACACUGGUCCCCUCUUCUUCUCGCAUGGCGUCGCCAGCGGAGAUCCAUAUGCAGACUCCGUCAUCCUCUGGACUCGUGCAGUUCCGUUGGAUGUCAACGAAACAACACAUUUGUACGAGGACAAGAAGCCAGUCUGUGUAGCAUGGGAAGUCUGGCAGGACUAUGCGUGCGAGGAGAGACCGAGGAAGAUUUUCAGCAGUGGGAAGACGGAAACAUCGGGUGACGUCGAUUAUACCGUCAAAGUUGAGGCUACUGGGUUGGAACCUUUCCAGACUUACUAUUACAAGUUUGCAGCCUGUGAUGGAAGCUCUGAGAGUUCUUCUGGGAGGACGAAGACUAUUCCUGCGCCUGAUGCCUGGGUCGAUAAGGUCACCUUUGCGGUUUAUUCCUGUGCUAACUUUGCGGAGGGUUUUUAUAACGCGUACGGAACCCCAGCCAGGAAGGACAAAAUGGACUAUGUUAUUUUCUUGGGAGACUACUCGUAUGAGUACAUGGAGCCUUCCUUCCUGCCUGGAAGAACCCCCAUGCCCUUCAAGGAAACUAUUCAAUUGGUCGACUACAGGAUUAGAAUCGCUAUGCAAAGGCAAGAUCCAGACCUAUCGUUCAACCAUGCCAACUUCCCCUGGUUCAGUGUCUGGGAUGACCAUGAGGUCGCAAAUAACGGCUGGAAGGACGGCAGCUCCGAAGAUAGUAAUAUGAUCAAAGAGGGAAUUACAUGGGACCAGCGCAAGAAUAAUGGACUUCGUGCACACUUUGAGUGGAUGCCAAUCCGUCAGGUUGACUCGGACGACUACUUCCGGAUUUGGCGCAACUUCAAGUUUGGAAAGUUGGUUGACUUGAAUAUGCUUGAUACUCGUUACUACGCCCGUGACAAGGGCGAUGAUAUCCCUGGAGCCGCAUCGCCAAAUAGGACCAUGCUCGGCGCAAACCAAGAAAAAUGGCUAUACGAUCAGUUCGACGAGAGCAAGGAUCGCGGUGCAAUUUGGAACGUGAUGGGCAAUCAAGUGCAGUUCUCCAACAUGAAUGAAACGGCUGUCAGUGGCGAUGCUCUGUAUUAUGACGGGUGGAUGGACUACCAAGCCCAGAGAAAUCGGAUUAUGCAAAACAUCAUUGAUAGAAGGCAGUUGAAUACCGUUAUCCUAACGGGUGACUACCACGCCCUAUGGACCGCAGAGUUGACAUAUCCUGAAAAGAUGAAGUAUAAUCAUCUCAACGGCGAUGGAGCUAUUGGUGUCGAACUUGCUACGACAGCUGUUUCGAGCUACAGUGGUUACGGUCUUCUCAAGGAUAAGGAGUACUGUCAGAAUAUCUCAGCUAGGGUUGUAGCGGACAACGAACAAGUCAAAUGGGCAGAAGGUUUCUACCGUGGGUACUUUGUCGUUAAGUUUACCCCCCAAGAAAUGAAAGCCGAUUAUUUCAGCAUGGAAGUGACCGAGAGAACCGACGAUGAGAUUCUAGCAGCCACGUGGAUCUCAGAGGCUGGUACCAACAAGUUCAAAAGGCCGUUUGGGAAGGUAAAAACGGGUGUCCUGCAGACCGAGUUAAACCCUUGGGCGCACAGGAGUUGA
Messenger RNA from Orbilia oligospora ATCC 24927, 1695 nucleotides. RefSeq lists its product as uncharacterized. The transcript has 6 exons. Bases 1 to 1695 code for a protein of 564 amino acids. Lineage: Eukaryota; Fungi; Ascomycota; Orbiliomycetes; Orbiliales; Orbiliaceae. The record is from RefSeq and is a predicted model, not a curated record.